AAAAGGAGGAAUUUUUCCCCUUUUUUCUUCUGAAAUAUAGUCAAACCCUUUGUGUCAGGGAGUGGGAUCUGUUUUUCCAACUUAUCUUUCUGAGACAGACAAUUUCUAUAGCGUCUGCUAUGCUAAGAUCAAGCUGGGGAAAUGAGACCAAAAAUUGAAAUUCUUCUGUCAGAGGGUUCCCCUAAAAUCCUCAAAUAUUUGGGAAUGGGGUUUUUAGAUAAUCCCCAAACUGAUAUGAGGAUUACCCCCCACUCCCGUCUGUUUCUUAAAAGUGAGGGAUAGGAAAAAGAAAGAUGUCUGAUGAUAUUGACUGGUUACAAAGCCGCAGAAGGGUCUGCAAAGUCGAGCUCUACAGCCCAACAGGACAGAAAGAUCAGGAUCGAAAAGUGAUUUGCUUUGUCGAUGUAUCAACUCUCAAUGUAGAAGACAAAGACAAGGAAGGAGGACCUAGUUCAGAGGGGGAACUGGACCUGGAGAUUUCGGGAGAAAAGGAGAUAAUCAUCAUCAAAGACACAGAGAAAUUAUGUCAGUCCAAGACUGACGGAUCCGUGUGUCUUUUCAAACAAGCGCCCUUGGACCCGAUCAGAGCCCUUAGUUGCCUCCUCAAUGACCUUCAAAAAUACUCUCUCAGCUUCCAGCACGCUCUGAGCCCCUCAUCCUCUAGCUGUAAGCACAAAAUUGGGGCCCCCGAAGAUGGGUACUGUAGUAACUCCAAUGAAGACAACUGCUACAGAGUCUACGCUGAUGAGCUGAGCACGGACUACGACUAUGUGGCAAACAACCCCCACAACCUGCGUUUCAAGAUGGCCGCAGACAGCAACCAGAGUUCUUCAAGCCCCCCAGCAAAGUCACCCAGGACACAGAGAGCAGUCACAUCUCCUGACGGGGAAUGUUCCACGGAUGACCUUUCCUCCUAUGUCAAACGACUGUCCUCCCUCGUGAUCCAGAUGGUUCGCAAGGACAUCAAGGAAAAGCGAGAAGGAGGAAGUAAAUGCUUACACUACUCUAACUACGCCUGCACUGGGGACAAAGGCAAGAACAGCCCCCGAAGUGCAGUCAGCAAGGUUGCCUCUGAGAUGGCCCACGAUGUAGUAGAGGGGAUUUCAGCUGAAAAUCGAGGCCCUGGAGACCUUGAUCAUAAGGACCAGAAAACCUUCUUGUACAGCGAAUUAUCCAAUAAGUCCAAGGGAGGGGAAGAACAGAUGUGUCAAAGAGACAGUAAAGAGUUUGCCAACUCCAUCAGCAAACGCCUGAUGGCAUAUGCCAGCCAGAUGGCCUCUGACAUGAUGGUAUCUGCCUUGAAGACCUUGGAAGCCCAUAGUUCUGGUAAGCCCAUCCCAGCCUACAUUGUGCUGCAGAGGGUCCUGUCAGAUUUAAUUGAUUCUUGCAUGAAGAACUUACAUAACAUCACUGGUGUCCUGAUGACUGACUCUGAAUUUGUCUCUGAUGUCAAGAAAAUCCUGUUCAACCAGGGCAAACAGAAUGCCGCCAACAUCAUGGAGGCUAUGCUGAAACGCCUAGACAGCACCCUACUGGGUGCUAGGGAGAAAAAAGAAACAGAAUCCCAGAGCCUGGCCUACGCCUCAUUGAAAGCCGAAUCUCACGAUGCUAAGAAUAAGAAUCAGAGCCUUGAAUUCUCUGACAUGAAAGCCGAGAUGAUGAAGGGCAAAGAAAAAGGAAAAAUGAAGCCCGAUCAGUGUAAGUCCCUGACUGGUGCUGAAAAGGUCAGUGAACAGGUCCUUAAAGAGAGCCUUACCAUGUGGAACCAGAAACAAACGGGUGGUGGUCAGACCAAGAUGCAUAGCAAAGCAGGCACCAGCCGGGAAGAUUCUAAGAGGGAGAAGAUCAGCCCUUCCACUGAUUCACUGGCCAAGGACCUGAUUGUCUCAGCCCUGACGCUAAUCCAGUACCAUCUGACCCAGCAGGCCAAGGGCAAAGACGUCCUUGAAGAACCUGAACAGCCUGGAUCCACAAUGGGCUGCAUGGUCCAGGGUGCCCAUUAUGAGAAAACUGGCAGUGGCCAAAGUGCGAAGGCGCUCUCCAUGAAACAUCUGGAAUCACAAAGCGGUCAACAUGCUGGUCCAUCCACUUCCCCCAAAGAGCUGGACACUCAAAAACUGGACAUGUCAAACAUCGUUUUGAUGCUUAUCCAGAAGCUCCUGAAUGAGAGUCCAUUCAGCUUGGAUGACCAAUGCGAAAGUGAGAGCAAAAGGGAUGAAUCAAAACCCAAAGUCUCCUCUUCUACGUCGAAGUGCUCCGACAGGGGUGAGGAGCACUCCCACGACCAUCAAGAAUUUGAUUUCAUCAGCGGCAAGAAGCAAGUAAACCAACAGUUUGUAGACCAGCUGGUGGAAUCUGUGAUGAAGCUGUGCGUCAUCAUGGCCAAAUACAGCCACAACGGGGCGGGCCUCGCUGAGCUGCAGGAACUUGGACUCAGUUUCCAGGCCGGCAGUUCCAGGUGUGCUCAGGAUGCCAUGAUGUCCCAUUCGCGUCACGAUAACCCAGGGCCUGAAGUCAUUGUGAACAACCAAUCUUCUACCAGCAACCUGAAGAAGCAGCUCCAAGCUGUGCUCCAAUGGAUUGCCGCGUCCCAGCUCGAGGUUCCCAUGCUCUAUUUUAUGGGAGAUGAGGAUGGUCAGCUCGAGAAGCUUCCUGAAGUGUCAGCCAAGGCUGCUGAGAAGGGCUACAGUGUUGGAGAUCUCCUCCAAGAGGUGAUGAAGUUUGCCAAAGAACAACAACUCGAUGAAGCAGUCGGGAACAUGGCUAGAAGGCAACUGCUGGACUGGCUGCUCACUAACCUGUGAGCCUCUCUGCUACACUCCCUCCACCAGCGAGUUCUGUCCCAGCCGGAGUGCCACGCUCCAUCCGCUAUGGUAGUAAAACAGCACGUUUCCGCGGUGGUAUUGAAUGACACAACGAGUGAUUGUACCACGAAUGACAUUGAAUGUCCAACGAGCUGGGCACAAGACGAAUAAAACACAUGCUUCACAAAA
Messenger RNA from Vombatus ursinus (common wombat), 2993 nucleotides. RefSeq names its product A-kinase anchor protein 4-like. Gene Ontology annotation, biological process: intracellular protein localization. The transcript has 6 exons. The record is from RefSeq and is a predicted model, not a curated record. Gene Ontology annotation, cellular component: sperm principal piece; cytoplasm; sperm fibrous sheath. Gene Ontology annotation, molecular function: protein kinase A binding. Bases 294 to 2804 code for a protein of 836 amino acids. Lineage: Eukaryota; Metazoa; Chordata; Mammalia; Diprotodontia; Vombatidae.